ACGGAGCGGCGCGCUCCACGGCCAAGCCCCCCGCGAGGGCGCCCGGCUCCCGAAGGCGUCCCAGGGCGCCGACUCCCAGCCGCCCCGCUUGCGCUUCUCGGGGCCACUCAGGGAAUUCCCUGCCGAGACUCGAGGGCACGGAGCCAUGCCCGGCUGCAGAGCCCUCGGGGGCUUCGGCGUCUGGGACUACCUGGUCUUCGCCGCCAUGCUGCUCAUCUCCGCCGUCAUCGGCGUUUUUUACGCCUGCGUGGGGCGCCAGGAUACCUCCAAGGAAUUCCUGGUGGGCGGCCGCCAGAUGACGGCCGUGCCGGUGGCGCUCUCCCUGACGGCCAGCUUCAUGUCCGCCGUGACCGUGCUGGGCACCCCGUCCGAGGUCUACCGUUUCGGGGCCAUGUUCAGCAUCUUCGCCAUCUCCUAUGCGCUGAUGGUCAUCCUGAGCGCCGAGAUCUUUCUGCCCGUCUUCUACCGUCUGGGCAUCACCAGCACCUACGAGUACUUAGAACUUCGAUUUAAUAGAUAUUUGCGCCUGUGUGGGACAGCACUCUUCAUUAUACUGACGAUUUUAUAUACUGGAAUUGUCAUUUAUGCUCCAGCUUUAGCUUUAAAUCAAGUUACUGGAAUGGACUUGUGGGGUGCAGUGGUUACAACAGGAAUAGUCUGUACUUUUUAUUGCACACUGGGUGGACUGAAAGCAGUAGUUUGGACAGAUGUUUUCCAAGUUGGAAUUAUGGUAGCUGGAUUUUCAGCUGUGAUUAUACGGGCAGUUGUGGUUCAAGGGGAUAUUGGACGUAUACUAAAUGAUUCCUACCAUGGAGGAAGAUUAAAUUUCUGGAACUUUAAUCCUGAUCCUUUGCAAAGACACACAUUCUGGACUAUUGUGAUCGGUGGGACUUCUACGUGGCUUGGUAUGUACGGAAUCAGCCAGUCUCAAGUUCAGCGCUACAUUGCCUGCAAAACCAGAUUUCAAGCAAAACUAUCUCUUUAUGUAAACCUUCUGGGACUCUGGGCAAUUCUUGUAUGUGCAGUGUUUUGUGGAUUAGCAAUGUAUUCUAUUUACAAGGACUGUGACCCUUGGACAGCAGCAUGUGUGUCUGCACCAGACCAGCUCAUGCCAUACUUAGUAUUGGAUAUUCUGAAAGAUUUUCCAGGUGUGCCUGGUCUUUUUGUAGCUUGUGCUUACAGUGGAACAUUAAGUACAGUGUCCUCUAGCAUCAAUGCUUUAGCUGCUGUGACAGUAGAAGACUUAAUUAAACCAUACUUUCCAUCACUCACUGAAAGAAAACUGUCUUGGAUUUCUAGAGGAAUGAGUCUUUUUUACGGUGGAGUGUGCAUUGCUAUGGCCGCCUUGGCAUCACUUCUGGGAGGUUUGUUACAGGCAGCUCUCAGUAUUUUUGGGAUGGUUGGCGGGCCUCUCCUUGGACUCUUUUCUUUGGGUAUCCUAUGCUCAUUUGCCAAUCCUGUGGGUGCUUUUGUAGGUCUCAUUUGUGGAUUCACCUCUUCACUUUGGGUUGGAAUUGGAGCUCAAAUUUACCCUCCACUUCUCCAUAGUACCAUGGCAUUAAAUUUCUCAACUGCAGGAUGCAAUUUAACCAAUGCAGGCACAGAUGGGAACUGGACUACUCCUACAAAUCUACCAUCAUUUACAGCUUUGAAUAUGCAACCACCUGAGAGACCAAUCCUUGCAGAUUAUUGGUAUUCCUUAUCCUAUUUAUACUUUAGCACACUUGGAACCCUGGUCACAGUUGCUGUGGGAAUAGUGACCAGCCUUCUGACAGGAGGAUUACGGCAGAAUGUGGAUCGGAAAUUCAUGUUAACCAAGGAGGAUUUUCUGUCUAACUUCUCAUUUCUGAAACCUAAACAGGAAGAGAAAGUCACAGUUUUAAACUGGAAGCCAUUCACCAUGCCAGAUGAAGGAAUCACUAAUCCAGCUUUCAAUCAUAUUGAAAUGAAUAUUUCAAACAGUGAAGAAAAAGUCAACAAUAGUCACAUAUAAAAAUCCUCUUGGACUCUGUUUAAGUUGGCAGCUAUUUCAGUUUACGUUUCUGAAGACAGGCACUGAGUUCAUGUCCCCAGAAAAAUUAUCAAAAUCUUAGCUGUUCACUCUAACCAGGACUCUGAGCAAGUCAUAAUUCAACUUGAUAUCAUCAGAACUGAGAGGCAAUUUCUUCAGGCAAAGAUUAUAUAGGAUGAUAUAUAACAGGGAAAACUGCAAAUAAAUGGGUAAAAAUAAAAUUAAAAUAAAAGAAUAAAUAAUG
Messenger RNA from Pogona vitticeps (central bearded dragon), 2255 nucleotides. RefSeq names its product sodium-coupled monocarboxylate transporter 1. Gene Ontology annotation, cellular component: extracellular exosome; membrane. Lineage: Eukaryota; Metazoa; Chordata; Lepidosauria; Squamata; Agamidae. Gene Ontology annotation, biological process: propanoate transmembrane transport; sodium ion transport. The record is from RefSeq and is a predicted model, not a curated record. Gene Ontology annotation, molecular function: organic acid:sodium symporter activity.